AUGGACGGUAGCAAGCAGCAGCCGGAAGCGUCUGCGCUGCCGGCGUCCGCUGUGAGGGCGGCUGGCAGCGCAAGCGACCAGGGCGGCCACGGCAUCCUGCUGUACUACAAAUACGUAAUCCUGGCCGGCCGCGAGGCCGAGUUGGCCGCUUGGUACGAGGCCCAGUGCAGUGGCCUGGGCCAGAAGGGGCGCAUCCGCGUCGCCGCGGACGGAGUCAACGUCACGGUGCGCCGGACGGUGGGGGGCGCGAUGGCGGGCCUAGGCGCCCACAUGGAGGCGGUCCGAGGGCACCCCAUCAUCCAAGGCGCGGACAUCGACUUCAAGGAGCUCGUGAGCCUCGGCGCCGGCGCGCGCUCCGCCGCAGACCCCUUUUCGAACGGCGGCCGCCACCUGCCGCCGCGCGCGUUCCACGACAUGCUGGAGCGCGCCGCGGCGGAGGGGGCCGGGGGCGGCGGCUGCCAGACGGUGCUGAUCGACGCGCGCAACGCGUACGAGACGCAGAUCGGGAGGUUUGAUGUCAGCGGCGUUGAGCUGAUGGAUCCGCGCACUCGGGCCUUCUCCGAGUUGCCAGCCUGGAUGGACGCCCAUGAGUCAGCGCUGGCUGGCAAGAGGGUGCUCAUGUACUGCACCGGGGGCGUGCGCUGCGAGCGCGCGAGCGCUUAUCUGCGUGAGAAGGGGCCCGCCUUUGCCGAGGUCUACCAGCUGUCCGGCGGCGUGCAGCGCUACCUGGAGGAAUUUCCGGACGGCGGCCUCUUCGCGGGCAAGCUCUUCGUGUGA
Messenger RNA from Monoraphidium neglectum, 777 nucleotides. RefSeq lists its product as hypothetical. The record is from RefSeq and is a predicted model, not a curated record. Lineage: Eukaryota; Viridiplantae; Chlorophyta; Chlorophyceae; Sphaeropleales; Selenastraceae. Bases 1 to 777 code for a protein of 258 amino acids. The transcript is spliced from 6 exons.